Molecule: messenger RNA, 7101 nt
Organism: Haliotis rufescens (red abalone)
Lineage: Eukaryota; Metazoa; Mollusca; Gastropoda; Lepetellida; Haliotidae
Product: transcription initiation factor TFIID subunit 1-like
Exons: 44
Coding region: 299-5983 (1894 amino acids)
Biological process (GO): transcription by RNA polymerase II; RNA polymerase II preinitiation complex assembly
Cellular component (GO): transcription factor TFIID complex
Molecular function (GO): RNA polymerase II general transcription initiation factor activity; TBP-class protein binding; RNA polymerase II general transcription initiation factor binding
Source: RefSeq, a predicted model, not a curated record
UGUAUUUUCAGUUUAUCAUCUUGUUCUAAGAAAACCGUUUUUGAGACACAUUUGUUGCUCUACUGUAGCUUGACACAAAUAUGAUGAGCCAAGCAGCUUGGGCAAGGACCAGCGGCGGAUUUCAAAACACAGAUACCUAUUAUGUUCAUUCGUCUUCGCCGUCAGUGAAAGUGCUCAAAGUGACUGAAAACCUCGAACAAAUAGACUUGUGCAGGUUGAUGUGAUGGUCCCCCAGCGGUGAGAUAUGUGGGCCUUCUCACGUCUGUGAGACGUGCAAGGAUCAGCAAGGGAGAUAACUAUGGACAGCGAGGAGGAGCACGAGGGUGACCAGCACCAUGCUGCUGUCACCUCCCUCACCGGCUUCCUGUUUGGCAACAUCGAUGAGAAGGGGGAGCUGGAGGAGGACUUCCUGGAUGAGGAAUCCAAGAGACACAUUGGUUCUCUCAGUACGCUGGGAGGGAUUGGGUCGAUGGUGAAGGAGCUGACUGAGGAUGCCAGUGUUGCAGGGGACUCUGCUGGGGGCGGCUUCAGUGAUGACAGUGGUUCAGAGGACUAUUUUCAAAAGGCUCCGAAUGCUGUGGACUUCUCUGACAUCAAUGAGGCGGCUGAAGAGUCGUACGAGGAUAGCGGGGCACGGAUGCGGGAGGCGAUGGGGUCUUUCCACAUGAUGAGACAUGACGGUAAAGAUGAAGAUUACGAUGAUACUGAGUGUGACAGAAAGCUGAUGCCGCCCCCGUCAUGGCUGCCGGGCCACGGCAUGUCCGGCCAACCAGAUGGCCUGCAUCACGACCCAAGUCAUCUGUCACCCGUCAAGUCAACUCAUAGCCCUGACAAGAGUUCUCCCAAGUCCGACUCUCUGUCACCAGGCUCCAAACUGAAGACACCCCUAGCAGACAUGUUGCCCCCACAACUGUCUGAGGUGGAUGUGACCACUCUCUUCCCAGAGUUUAGGCCUGGAAAGGUGUUGCGGUUCUCUAGGCUGUUCAAGCCUGUGCACACACCCCACGUGUGGAAGAGGAAGAGGAAGAAGAGGGAGGACGACUCUAAAGACUCCAAGGAAGACCAGAAAGGGGAUGAGGAUCAGAAGGAUGACAGAGACGACGAUCCUUACCAUGUGCCAGAUGGUGGACACUCUGAUGUACAUAUGGACAGACCAGCGUUCAGGGACCGGGUGUUUGAGGACGAAGAGGAUGUUUACAUCACCCCCAACCUCGGCCGCGAACCCAAACCAGAGGAGGUUGAGUCUGAUGAUGAGGAGAAGAUGCUGAAGCCUAUGGAACAGAUCAUUUCCAAGUCCACCCAGGACGGAAUCACAGACUUGGAGCAGAAGAUGGAGGUGGCGCCAUGGCGGUACGGCCCCGCCCAGCUGUGGUACGACCGUCUCGAAGUGGAUGAAACAGGAGAAGGAUUUGACUAUGGAUUUAAGUUGAAGCAGCUGGACCAAGAGCCGGAGAAGGAGAUGGACCCGCUAGAAAUCUUCUCACAGGAGACGUUCCUGAUGGUGACUCAGGUCCACUGGGAGGACGACAUCAUCUGGAAUGGCGAUGACUGCCGGCAGAAAGUGUUGCAGUCACACAAGGCGAGGGCUGCUGCUGCAGGCUGGAUCCCCAGCACCAACAACAGAACUGCUGGACAGUUCAUCCAACAAGCUCGGGGUCUGACUACUUCUCUUAUUCAGAAGCCAGGUUCAAGUGUUUCAACCAAACUGUUCCCAGGACAGAAAGAUAGUGAAAUCGGAGACAACUCCUGGUACUCCAUCUUCCCCAUUGAGAACGAGAGUCUAGUUUACUCCAAUUGGGAGGACGACAUCAUCUGGGAUGCUGAGUGCAUGGAUAAAAUACCCACCCCUCCAGUGCUGACCCUUGACCCCAAUGACGAGAACAUCAUUCUGGAGAUCCCGGCAGACAGGGACUCAACGACAGAGAGCGAGCCUGCGAAGAAAGAGAAGGCAGAGACGAAGAAGUCCAAGAUAUUGUUGGGGAAAGCUGGCAUCAUUAAGGAGGAACCAGAGGAAAAGGAGGAGGAGGAGCAGACAAUCCAGCGCAAGGAUCCGUUCAACUUGUCAAAUGACGAGUACUACAACCCGAAGGUGAUGGACAACUCUCUCCGGUCUACCCUGGGCAGUAGCCUUAUACAGCACUCCACUCCUGCUGUUGAGCUGCGGCAGCCCUUCUUCCUCACUUAUCUCAAUGCCAACAAGAUGCGCAGCUUCCACCGACCACAGCUGAAGCGGUACUCUCACGGCGCCGUCACGGAGGCAGGCUUCCAUCCUGUACACCCUCUGCUGAAGCAGAUCCGGAGGAAGGCCAAGAUUCGAGAACAAGAGCGUGCAGCAUUUGGAGGUGGCGAGAUGUUCUUCAUGAGAACCAAUGCAGACCUGACUGGCAUGGACGGAGACUUGAUUCUAGCAGAGUAUGCUGAGGAGUACCCUCCCCUGUUGAUGCAAGUUGGCAUGGCAACCAAAAUAAAGAAUUACUACAAGAGGAAACCAGGCAAGGAUUCUAAUCCCCCUCAGUUCCCGUUCGGAGAACUGGCUUAUGCCCACACCUCCCCGUUCCUGGGGAACAUCCAGCCCGGCUCCUGCCUCCAGGCAUUCGAGAACAACAUGUACCGAGCUCCUAUCUACCAACACAAGACACCGGAAACAGACUUCCUCGUCAUCCGAACACGCCAGAACUACCAUAUCCGUGAGGUGGACACUAUCUACUGUAUAGGGCAGGCAGGGCCUCUCUAUGAGGUGCCGGGACCAAACUCCAAGCGGGCAAACAACUUUGUCAGAGACUUCCUACAGGUGUUCAUCUACCGUCUGUUCUGGAAAAGUCGAGAUGAGCCCCGUAGGAUCAAGAUGGAGGAUAUUAAGAAAGCAUUCCCUUCCCACUCGGAGAGCAGCAUCCGCAAACGUCUCAAACUCUGUGCCGACUUCAAGAGAACCGGUCUGGACUCCAACUGGUGGGUGUUGAAGCCAGACUUCCGCCUGCCGACAGAGGAGGAGAUCCGGGCAAUGGUGUCUGCAGAACAGUGCUGUGCUUUCUACAGCAUGGUCACAGCAGAACAGAGGCUCAAGGAUGCUGGGUAUGGAGAGAAGUCUCUGUUUGCUCCGGAUGAUGAGAAUGAGGAGGAGACUCAGAUGAAGAUAGAUGAUGAAGUUCGCACGGCCCCUUGGAACACGACCAGGGCCUACAUCUCCGCCAUGAAGGGGAAGUGUCUACUGAAGCUGAACGGCGUGGCAGACCCCACGGGAUGCGGGGAGGGUUUCAGUUACGUCAAAGUCCCCAACAAACCUCAGGCCAAGCAGGAGGAACAGAAGGACACUCCGGUCAAACGGACCGUCACUGGCACUGAUGCUGAUCUCAGGAGGCUGAACUUGAAGGAUGCGAAACAGCUGCUGAGGAAGUUUGGUGUGCAGGAAUCAGAGAUUAAGAAAUUGUCAAGAUGGGAAGUCAUUGAUGUCGUGAGGACAAUGUCAACAGAGCAGGCCAAGACAGGGCAGGAGACUGAAAACAAAGCUGGAGGGUGGAGCAAGUUCGCCCGGGGCAACCGCUUCUCCGUGGCGGAACACAUGGAGAGAUACAAGGAGGAGUGCCAGAGGAUCUUUGAUCUCCAGAACAAGGUGUUGUCCUCCACGGAGGUGCUGUCCACGGACGAGGAGUCAACGUCAGGAGAAGAUUCUGACUUUGAGGAGAUGGGCAAAAACAUAGAGAGCAUGCUAUCCAACAAGAAGACCAGCACACAGUUGAGCAUGGAGAAGGAGGAGGCUGAGAGGCAGGAGCUGCAGCGUAUGCUGAUGGGAGACAACAGCAUCGACAGCAAGGAGAAGAAGAAAGGAGAUGCUUUUGGGCUGGGGAAGGAUGAGGAUGGUCUACUCUCAACACCAGGUGGCAGGAAGUUGAAGAUAACACGGACAUUCCGAGAUGAGAUGGGAAAGACGUACACGAGGACGGAGAUUGUGAGGAAAUCUCAGGUGAUCGACACGUACGUCCGGAUCAGACAGACAAAGGAUCCCGGCUUCAUCAAGCAGUUUGCAGCCAUGGAUGACCAGAUGAAAGAGGAAAUGAGGAAGGAAAGGCGAAGAAUCCAAGAGCAACUGCGUCGUAUUAAGCGUAAUCAGGAGAAACCUCCUCCGCCUCCUCCGAAGAAGAAGAAAAAGAAGGAGAUGCCCCUGUUGAAGGUAAAGAUGAAGUGCGGAGCCUGUGGCCAGAUCGGACACAUGCGUACCAACAAGGAGUGUCCGAUGUACAACAAGGGAGGUAACUCUGCACCAGUACAGGUGGCCAUGACAGAGGAGCAGGAAGAAGAAGAGGAGAAGAACAUUCCUCUGGACAGCAACCUCAUCAACCUGGAGGGAACCAAGCUGAAGCUGUCAAAGACGAUUCUUGCCCAUGCUGAGAGCAUCAAGAGGAAGUCAUUGUUGCUGAAGUUCCCAAAACAAGCCGUUGAGGCGAAGAAGAAGCGACGCAUUGGGACUGUGGUACACUGUGACUACCUCAAGAAACCCAAGCAGUCUUCGAACCGUCGCCGCACCGAUCCAUUGGUUACCCUGGCUACCAUGUUCGAGAGCAUACUGAAUGAAAUGAGAACUCUGCCUAAUACCCAGCCAUUCCUGUUCCCUGUCAACCCCAAGGAGGUACCGGACUACCACAAGAUCGUCAAGAGACCGAUGGAUCUGCAAACAAUACGAGAAAAUAUGCGCAACAAGAAGUAUCAUUCUCGAGAGGAGUUCCUGGUGGACAUCAUCCAGAUUGUUGACAACAGCAAGAUGUAUAAUGGAGCUCGACAUCUACUGACAGAGACCUCACAGAACAUGAUGAGCCACUGCCUGAAGAGGUUUGCUGAGAAAGAGCAGAAGCUGAUGCGCUUGGAGAAGGCCAUCAACCCCCUCCUGGAUGACAACGACCAGGUCGCCUUCUCCUACAUCCUCAUCAACGUUGUCGAGAAGAUGAAGUCUGUGGAAAAUUCGUGGCCUUUCCACCAGCCAGUCAACAAGAAGUUGAUCAAAGACUACUACGAGAUCAUCAAGAAGCCCAUGGACCUCAAGUCUCUGCUUCAUAAUGCCCAGACCCAUAAGUACCACGCCCGAGAAGCUUUCAUGGAGGAUGUGGAGUUGAUCUACACCAACAGCAUGGCGUACAACGGCGCCGACAGCCCGUUCACUGCCACAGCCCGGAAACUGAUAACCAUCUGUAAAGAGGCUCUGGAUGAGGAGGAACACCUACAACAGCUGGAAAGUGAUAUUGCUGCAUCAAAGGAAGCUGCCCUGGAUGCAGCCGAGACUGACAGUGUGAUCACAGGCACAUCUCUCAAGACAGAUGAAAACAGUAUGCUGGGUGGGGACGAGAGCUUUGAUGACAUGUUCCUGGGGGUAGAUGACGAGGGCUUACCCAUCACUAAAGUAGGCAGGUCACUGGAUGGGACCCCUGGCAAGAGGAAGAAGGGGGCCGCGCAUGACGACUCUGACUUGGACUAUGUUGACAUUGAGGGUGACGAUGAUAAUGCUGUUGAUAUGAGAUAUGGUCACCCCAGCACUAGUCAUUUGAGUCAGCUGGACAGUUCUACAGCAGAGAAUGAUGAGUACCUGGCCCGGGAGCUGCAAGCUACCGACUUUGAUGAGGACGAGGACAUUCUGGGCAAAUUGAGUGAGAGUGAUGGUGAUGAUGAGCCGGGGGAGAACUCCAUGGAGGUGUCGCAGUAUUUCGCCCAGAGUGAGGAGGCCCAGGACUAUGAUGCCAUGCAGCCGGGCUACUAUCAGCCUGGGACCAGCACAAUGGAGGGCCAGCCAAUGGAUAUGGGUUAUGAUGACGAGAACAGCUUUGACCCGACUGAGUUCUUCAUGAGCAGUUCCCUGGCCCAGGCCCAGGUGCAGGUGCAACAGGGCAUACCCACGGACAUCAACCGCGACCUGCAGGUGUCCGAGUCGGACGAUGAUGAAACACCACACAUACCUUCUGGCAACCAAGAUGAGGGGUUUGAUCUGGAUUUCUUCUGAAGACACUAUCCAUUUUAAGGACACAGAACAAGUUAUAUUCUCAAGAGACAAGGUGGAUUAUCUUCACCAAAUACAAAGUUGGAUGUCUUCUUUGGACAGCAAAUUGAGUUGUUCCUCUGAAGAAGAAAGAAAGUUAUCUUCUGAAGACACAACAGAAAUUGUUCCUCUGCAGACGAAGUAGGUUAUAUUCUGACGAUUCAAAGGAAAUUGUUCCAACGAAGACCAUGUGUGUUAACUUAUGAAGACAAUUGAAUUGAAUAUGUGUCUUGCAGACAUUUGUGUCUUCAUAAAUGAAGUUACUGAUUUGGUAAAAUGAUCCAACUGUGUCUGAUCUGCCACCAUGGGACUGACCCGUGAAGAUCUGGGGUAGAAUAGGUCUUCAGCAACCCAUAUUUGUCGUAAGACUUAGGGGAUUGGGUGAUCAGGCCCGCUGACAUGGUUGGUGCAUGCCUUCAAUCCCAAUUGCUCCAGACUCAACUCGAUUAUUUACAGAAUGUUGCGAAGUGCAACAACAAACCAGCCAUGGGACUCUGGGCCAUCACAGGACAUUGUCUCUUGGGGCAGUGUCAGAAGGGAGACAACUGCUGAUACAGUUUUGUUCAUUAGUAUUUAACAGUAUGUUAUUGUUAAUACACAUCCUCAAUAUGAUGGGGUGCGAGUUAUUGUGUACUGACCUGAGGCUGGUGGUCCUGUACCCAGACAGACAGGAGCAAAGCAGUGUGUGAACUGCUUCACCGAACACUGACAGUUUAUGUUCUGUCUAUUGUAUAGGUGUGUGACACUAACCAUGAUGCACACAGCGAGUUGUACUUGACCUGCUUGUGGAAGUGUCUGUAGAUUCUUGUUCCAAGUGCUUUAAGGGUUCAAUCAUGCCAUGAUGUAUGGCCAAAUAAGGACAUAAAAAACGAUAUGUUUUAUAUCACUAAUUAUGUGUAACAUCUUCCAAAUGCAAGGUAGUUUACCGAUUGUAAAAGUCUUGCUGGAAUUUCUGAGCUCAAUUACGAGUUUUGUCCCUCUUACUGACCAAUCAGAUUCCACCUCUCAUAUCACUUGCAUUUGGCGGUGCACAGUCAAGACAAUCUGAUUGAUGUUGUAAUAAAAAGGCAUAGAGCAGCCUA